Molecule: messenger RNA, 1659 nt
Organism: Paramecium sonneborni
Lineage: Eukaryota; Ciliophora; Oligohymenophorea; Peniculida; Parameciidae
Source: the annotation of a GenBank genome assembly
CCCAAAUUCUAUCAUUUAUAAAAUGAAAAAAUACUCUUAAAAAUAUCAAAUUGAAGAGAGAGAGAACAGUAAAUUAGGAUAAGGAGCCUUUGGAAGUGUCUUUACAGCAAAAUCAUUAUUAGAUAAUAAUUUAAACAUUUGUGUUAAAGUAAUGAAAAAAAAAAAACAAUUUGGAGAAAAUGUUCUAUAAACUUCUUAAGCACCAGAAUUCGAUAUUUGUAAAAGAAUGAGAAACAAAUCAAAUGAAAAUUUAGUUAAGAUUUUUGAUGUUUAUGACUCCGAUAUUGAAGAUGAACAUGCAUAUAUAUUUAUGGAAAAAUGUGAAUAAAGCUUGACAGCAUACAUGAAAAACUAAUAAAUCACAAAAGAAUUAUUACUCAAUAUAAUAUAUUAAAUAGCUAAAGGAUAUUAAUCAUUGAUUAAAGAGAAUAUUAUACACCGAGAUUUGAAACCAGAAAACAUAUUAUGCAAUUAAAUAAAUGGUCAAUUACAAAUUAAAGUAUUUUUAUAAAGUAAAUAUUGAAAGAUUGCAGAUUUUGGAUUAAGUAAGGUUUUAGACUCAGAGUCAGAAUAAGAUAUGACAAAAAAGAUCGGAACUCCAUAUUAUACAGCUCCAGAAAUUUUAGAUGUAAAAAAUAAAGAAAUAUAUGACAAUCGGUGUGAUAUCUUCUCAGUAAUUUUUAAAUCAAUAUUUAAGCUUGGAGUCAUUAUUUUAGAUUUAGCAAGCGGAGGAAAAUAAUUUAAAUACAAAGAAAUAGAAAAAUUAAAAAGCUAAGGCUUUUCUUAAUUGUAUUCAGACAUAAUAAAAUCGAGAAAAAUAGGUUUAAAAUAAUAAUGUAUCCUUUAGAUUAAGAAAUUGUUGAAUUAUUAAAUAAAAUGAUUGUAUACGAAAUUUAAUAGCGCAUAUCAUGGAAAUAAUUAUUUUAAUAUUUUGAUGAUAAAAGAACAAAUUAAAAAUAAUUAAGUGAUUCUCCAAUCCAACCAAUCAUUUAAUAGCACCAAUCACCUCAAACAGGAGUUUAAUAACAAGAAAGUUUUCCUCCUAAACACCACAUAUAUAAUACUCCUUAAUAAAAUCAAACUAUAGCUUAAGAAUAAAAAAAUGUUAAUAUUCCUUAAUCAACACCACCAAACUAUCAUAAUUUUUAAUAACUUCCAACUGGAGUUUAACCAUAAGGUACUCCUACCCCACAGCUCAUUACUCUUUAAUCAACACUACUAAACUAAGCUAAUCAAUAAUCACAUUCAACUGUAUUUUAACCAUAAGGUACUUCUACCCAACAAUGCAUUAUUCCUUAAUCAGCACCACCAAACCCUCAUAAUUUUUAAUAUUAAGCUGCAUUUUAACAAUAAGGUACUCCUACCCUACAAUUUCCUUAAUAAUCUGGAGAUAAAAAUAAAUUUUUUUCUCCUAUACCACAAAACCAUAAUCCUUAAUUAUAACCUGGAGUUUAAUUACAAUAAAAUUUUAAUUCUAUGCAACCAUUCCGAGGUUAAUAGCCGCAAAAGUAAGAUAAUUAAUAAUUAUAAAGAAAUUCAAUUAUAUCUAAUCAAUCUUUUGCUCCCAGCCAACGACAAAUUUUUUAAUAAAAAUAGGGACCACAAAUAGAAACUGGCCCAAAAUUUCCGUCGUAUAAUGCAAAACCUUUUGGAAUUUGA